UUUAAACAUACGUACUAAGCUAAAAAAUACAGUACUACUGAGGCCGUAGGGUGUGCAUUUCACGAAAAUGGAGAAUCUGCCGGUCUCGGCCGGUGAUGCCCCCGUCGAUAGCGGUGCCGGCGGAGGAGGCAGCAAAGACUAUUACGAGACGUGUGAGGAAGACGACGAGCUGGUGGUUUUGGAUGACGGCAGCGGAAACAGCGAGCAAGUGAGCAGUAAGAGGGCGGCGGACCGAGUGAAAGGGCCAUGGUCUCAGGAAGAGGAUGCAAUUCUCAGUAAACUCGUGAGUAACUUUGGCCCUAGGAAUUGGAGCUUGAUUGCGCGAGGAAUUGCAGGCAGAUCGGGGAAGUCUUGCCGCCUCCGCUGGUGCAAUCAGCUUGACCCUGCGGUCAAACGCAAGCCAUUUACUGAGGAAGAAGAUCGCAUGAUCCUCCAGGCACAUGCUGUCCACGGAAAUAAAUGGGCAUCAAUUGCAAAGCUUUUGCCAGGAAGAACAGACAAUGCAAUAAAAAAUCACUGGAAUUCUACCUUGAGACGUCAUUAUGCCGCACUUGAAAAGUUUACAGGCGAGUUUGGCAACAUGAUGGAAGAUGUUAGUGUAGAAAGAUCUAAAGGAUCGUCUGAAGAUACUCAAUCGUGUGGAGAUGUUAAUUCAUCGAAGGAGAAAUGUUUCUCCUCACUUGAAGAUACGAAAAAUAUGCUCGCUGAAGACAAGACCCAGGAAGCAGUUCAAUGUAGUGAAGAAUCAGUAGACCCACCAACUCUGUUCAGACCUGUGGCUCGUGUAAGUGCUUUUAAUAUUAAUAAUAAUUCACUCGACGACCGAAAACUUAAUUCUGGGAUAAGAAAAUUGGUUGAAGCGGCUUAUGGUGAACAAUUGAUUCCUUUUCAAUGUGGUCAUGGCUGCUGUGGGAGUGCAACUCAAGGAAAUCAUAAUAAUUCCUUAUUGGGUCCCGAGUUUAUUGACUAUGCCGAGCCUCCUUCCUUCCCACUCCAUGAAAUUGCAGCAUUAGCCACAGACAUAAGUAAUGUUGCUUGGCGUAAUAGUGGAUUGGAAAACGGGAGCAUAAACUUAUUCUCCAAUUCAACCAGUAGUGAAUUGUGCAGCACCUCUCAUGAUACUUUGGAGGAGAUUAGGAUGAUUGACUGCUCGCUGCUUGAGCAGGGCAACGGAUUGAUGGCAGAUCCAGGUUCAGAUACAAUAAAUAGGCAACCUCUACAAGUAUAUACUAAAGUUUGGAACAUGAGUUAAUUGGGUAAAUGAAUUUGCAUCACUUAUUAUGGGUUGGUUUUGUGCUUAAUAAUACAUCCGAUAGAGAUAGCAAAGUUAUGAUUUUUUUUUAUCUCAAGUAAGAAAGUCUUAGCCGAUCUUACAUUAGCAUGCAGGAGCUUUUGAGAUUUGCAUCAGGCUACUAGCUGCUGCUGCUCGUGCCUUCACAAGAAAUGAGUAAAUACAUUUUUAUACGUACAUUUUUUUCUACUCUUAAAAGUCCCGACUCCAGUAUCACUUUUGCCACAUUUAGUCACAAUGUCACAUUGCUUUUUUUAUUAAAUGAAACACCAAAGAGUAAUUUCAUUAUAUAGUAGAAAUUUGGAAUGUCCUACACAAAGCAGACGUAACAGAAACAUUGAGAAGGAAAAUAGAGAAGCAAAAAUGAUCAGUGUAAGAUGCAGAGGUCAAAGACGUAUAUCUACUUGGAUCUCUGUCAAUCUCAUCUUUUGGCGCUUCCUCUUGAGCCUCCUCAUAUGCUACUUCUUCCACUUGGCUCUCAUGUUGAAGUGUUUUGUUAGCUUUCAAAGAGACUCAAUUCUGAGUGGGCGAUGCAAAAAUCUCUCGUCACAUUGCUUUGCUUUAAUUUUCUAUAAAGGUGGAAUAUAAGUUAAUUAACUAGUCAUACUAAUGAGACUCUAGUAUUAGGCUAUAUUAGUAUUUUUUAUAAAUCUUAACAUGUACAAAGUACAAGUAUAAAUUUAGUAUAUGGAUUAUCUUCCAACUCUUCUAUUAAAUAUCUAGAAGUGGUCAUUUUGCA
Messenger RNA from Cuscuta epithymum, 2030 nucleotides. NCBI's taxonomy places the organism in Eukaryota, Viridiplantae, Streptophyta, Magnoliopsida, Solanales, Convolvulaceae. The record is from the annotation of a GenBank genome assembly.